This is a messenger RNA of Baudoinia panamericana UAMH 10762, 1626 nucleotides long. RefSeq lists its product as uncharacterized. Bases 132 to 1604 code for a protein of 490 amino acids. The transcript is spliced from 4 exons. The record is from RefSeq and is a predicted model, not a curated record. Gene Ontology annotation, cellular component: nucleus; FACT complex. Gene Ontology annotation, molecular function: DNA binding; histone binding; nucleosome binding. NCBI's taxonomy places the organism in Eukaryota, Fungi, Ascomycota, Dothideomycetes, Mycosphaerellales, Teratosphaeriaceae.
ACCACCGCCGUCUUGGUAAAACCCCUCUUUAACACCCACAACACCAUCACCGUCGCGGGUGUUGAUCACCACCGAGCGCCGACACCGAUCCCCACGUGAUAGAGUCGCGCAAGGGCGGCAUCAAAGCGAGCAUGGAGUCCUUCGACGACAUCUACCUCGACCUGUCGAAACAGCCGGGGAAAUGCAGGCUGGCAGAGUCUGGACUAGGGUGGAAGCCCUCGGGCGGGCAGACAUUCACCCUCGACAAGUCGGAAAUGAUUACAGCACAGUGGAGUCGCGCGGCACGAGGCUAUGAGUUGAAGGUCAUUGCGCGGAAUCAGGGUGUCAUACAGCUGGAUGGCUUCAGGCAGGAUGACUUUGAUACGGUGCAGAAAUGCUUCAAGGUGUGGUACGCCGUCGAGCUGGUGCACAAAGAGCACGCACUUCGCGGCUGGAAUUGGGGCAAGACGGAGAUGGGCCGCAACGAGCUCACGUUCAAUGUGCGGAAUCAGCCGGCUUUUGAGAUACCAUAUACCGAAAUCUCCAACACGAACUUAGCAGGCAAGAACGAGGUGGCGGUGGAGUUCUCGUUACCGGCGGAUGGCGAAGAGACCGGCACGAACGGUCAUCUAGGCGGCGCAAGAUCGAAAGGCAGGAAGAUGGGUGGCGCAGUCGAUCAACUUACGGAGAUGCGCUUCUACAUCCCCGGCACGGAAACACGAAAAGGCCGAAAGAAGGACCAAGAAGACGGCGCAGAUGAAGAAGAUGAGGGCGAAGAAGAGGACGCCAACGCCGCCAACGUCUUCUACGAAACCCUCAUGGACAAGGCCGAAAUCGGCGAGGUCGCCGGCGACACCUUCGCCACCUUCCUCGAUAUCCUCCACCUCACCCCACGCGGCCGCUUCGACAUCGACCUCUAUGAGAAGUCCUUCCGUCUGCGCGGCAAAACGUACGACUACAAGAUCUCUUACGACAACGCCAAGCGCUUCUUCGUCUUGCCCAAACCUGACGACGUCCACUCGCUACUAUGUAUUGGCCUCGACCCUCCAUUACGACAAGGUCAAACCCGCUACCCCUUCAUCGUCAUGCAAUUCAAGCGCGACGAGGAGGUCAACAUCGAGCUCAACAUGACCGACGACGCGCUCCAAACGAAAUACGCCGGUAAACUGCAACCCCGCUACGAAGCGCCCAUCGGCACAGUCAUCGCCCGCAUCUUCCACGGUCUGACUGGAAAGAAACUCUUCCAGCCUUCCCCCCUCUUCGUCUCCCACCACCAGCAAAGCGGCGUCAAGUGCAGCAUCAAAGCCAACGAAGGCCACUUGUACUGUCUGGAUCGUGCGUUCCUUUUCGUCCCAAAACCGGCGACGUAUAUCUCCUUUGAAAACGUGGCGGUGAUCACGAUGAGCCGCGUCGGCGGCGCGGUGAGUGCUAGUCGCACUUUCGACAUUACCGUUGCGCUGCGGAAUGGGGCGGGGGAGCAUCAGUUCUCCAACAUCAACCGCGAGGAACAAAAUCCGCUGGAGGAAUUUUUCAAGGCGAAGGGGCUUAAGACUAAGAAUGAAAUGGAUGAGGAUUCCCGGAUGAUGGCCGCGGCGUUGAGCGCCGAUCCGGAUUUGGCGAGAUGAGGACGAGGAGAGUGUGGAUGAG